AGCUGUGGCCAUGUAAUUUAAAACCUCCAAAAAGUGUGCUGCGGUCUGUGCACAGCGUUAGUAUAACAUGAGGGCUGGAUAUAGCCCGUUCUCAUUCUCUGGAGGACUUCUUCGCCUGCUGCAGGAAAGAGAAGGCUGAAAGACAAACCUGGGUGCAGCCGGAAAGGUCCAGAUAGAUGAGCUUGUGGCAUCCAUUCCCCAAAUUCAGGGACUCCACCGUACCUCAGCUGGGUCUCAUUGUUCCUGAACUGCAUUAGUUAAGAUUACCCAAACUUGGAUUUCAAAGGAAUACUUUCAUUGUUCCACCUGUCACACCAAGUAAUUGGGGCCAGCUGGAUGUCAGGAUGCGCGUGGUUACCAUCUUAAUCCUGCUCUUCUUUUGUAAAGCUGCUGAGCGCAAAGGAAGCCCUGGCGGUGCGAGAAACCGAGUGAAUCACAGCCGGGCUGGUGGGAGCCGGAAAGGCUCCAGCCUGGUCAAACGCUACGCUCCAGGCCUCCCCUGUGAAGUGUACACAUAUCUUCAUGAGAAAUACUUAGAUUGUCAAGAGAGAAAACUAGUUUAUGUGCUGCCCGGCUGGCCUCAGGAUUUACUGCACAUGCUAUUAGCAAGAAACAAAAUCCGCGUACUGAAGAACAACAUGUUUUCCAAGUUUAAAAAGCUGAAAAGCUUGGAUCUGCAGCAGAAUGAGAUCUCCAAAAUUGAGAGUGAGGCUUUCUUUGGUUUAAAUAAACUUACCACUCUCCUACUGCAGCACAACCAGAUCAAAGUCUUGACAGAGGAAGUGUUCAUUUACACACCUCUCCUGAGCUACCUGCGUCUUUAUGACAAUCCCUGGCAUUGUACUUGUGAGAUGGAAACGCUUAUUUCAAUGUUGCAGAUUCCAAGGAACCGGAAUUUGGGGAACUACGCCAAGUGUGAAAGCCCACAAGGACUAAAAAAUAAAAAACUGAGGCAGAUAAAAUCUGAACAGUUAUGUAAUGAAGAAGAAAAGGAACAAUUGGAUCCGAAACCCCAAGUGUCAGGGAAACCCCCAGUCAUCAAGCCCAAGGUGGACUCGGCUCUUUGCCACAACUACGUGUUUCCCAUACGAACACUGGACUGCAAAAGAAAAGAGUUGAAGAAAGUUCCAAACAACAUUCCUCCAGACAUUGUUAAACUUGACUUGUCACACAACAAAAUCAACCAACUUCGACCCAAGGAGUUUGAAGAUGCUCAUGAGCUAAAGAAAUUAAACCUCAGCAGCAACGGCAUUCAAUUCAUAGAUCCCGCUGCUUUUUUAGGACUCACACAUUUAGAAGAGUUAGAUUUAUCAAACAACAGUCUGCAAAACUUUGACUAUGGAGUAUUAGAAGACUUGUAUUUUUUGAAACUCUUGUGGCUCAGAGAUAACCCUUGGAGAUGUGACUACAACAUCCACUACCUCUACUACUGGUUAAUGCAUCACUACAACGUGCACUAUAAUGGCCUGGAGUGCAAAAUGCCCAAAGAAUACAAAGGGUGGUUUGUGGGAAAAUAUGUUCGGAGUUACUACGACGAAUGCCCCAAAGAAAAAUUACCAGCAUACCCUGAAACAUUUGACCAGGAUACAGAAGAUGAUGAAUGGGAAAAAAUACAUAAGGAUCACACAGCAAAGAAACAAAGUGUAAGAAUCACUAUUGUGGGAUAACUUAGAAAUUGUUCUGGUUGCAGCUAAUUUUGUAUUUGCUAAGCUGGUGUUGGAAAACCGCAUGUUUACAUUUUGAUUAACUGUUUUACCUAUUUAUGCAGGGUUACCCAGCUAAAGGAAGGUUCCCUUAAUUAUUAUUAUUGUUGUGACAGUAUAGUAAUCAAGGGAAUACUCUCAUCCUGCUUGCCUGCCUGUUUGCAGAACAGCUUUUGAUGAUGAUUCCACACUGGUAACCUGCAGGAGUUGGGUCCUAAUGAUGGCGUUAGGUCAUAAUGUUCUGUAUAAAUGUUUUUACUGCUUUUUGAAAAUGAAAAAAAAACCUGGUUCAUUUUUACAUGCUUUUCAAGAGCUGCUUGUACAUACCUAAAGAUGAUCAAAAUGAAGAGAUACAAAUGCUUAGUAAUAAUAAAAUGUAAUUCUCUCCCCUCUGCCCCCCAACUUUUUUUUUUCAGUAAGUCAGCUUAUGCAUUGAAUAAAUUUCCAUUUCCGAUUCCUGUGCACUCCAAAAUGAGGUCCUGGUAAACCCAAAUUCUCAACUACUUUUCACUGAUCCUUGCAAAAAACUGUCAAGCUAGACCUGAAGGAGAAUUGCCACAGGCAAUAAGCCAAGAAUCUGAGAAUUAUAUUAGAGACCGCUCAGAAGAUGGGACUCUCAGAAGCAGUUGUAGAUGAUGUGAACAUGAGCUCUGAACAGGUAUAAACACUAGUAAAUGUGGAAACAGCACUGGUUUUUUAAGAGUUCAGACUAGGAAGCCACCUGUUAGUGGGAAGGAUCUGAGAGCCCUUCCUGCUAAGCUAAUAUGUCAAGGAACAUAAAACAGGAUGAAAUUAGGAUUCAGGGUCAAGAUUUGGGAUGAAAAAGAAGCAAACAAAAAAGGAAGUGAUAUCAGAAGCAACUGAGGGCAGAGGUGGUACUCAAGAGAAGCCCCAUGAUUUGCGUCACAGGUUAAAAUUAGAUCACUUGGAGAAACAAUCACCAGAAAGAGAGGAAGUGUCUGGAGACUGACCCCAUCAGUUUGUAUUUUGAUAGUACUGUACUAUUAGAAAAAUAAAAUGAAAAGAAAUAUGUACAUAUCAUUAGAAAUACCACUUUUUCCUUUUUAUGCAGAUUUUCUUUUCACUGAGUUGAAUAUAUUUCCAUUUCUUAUAUCAAGGUAUUCAUACAAAGCUUAGCAACUGGUCUUAUCUGAUACUUGUACAAAUUUCCAAAGUAUAGAACAUGGUAAAAAACAAAUAGUAUUGAGCAUUUCUUUUUUUUUUUUUUUUUGGCUGCACCACGCGGCUUGCAGGAUCUUAGUUCCCCAACCAGGGAUUGAACCCAGGCCACAGCAGUGAAAGCACCAAGUCCUAACCACUGGUCCUCCAGGGAAUUCCCUUGAACAUUUCUUAAACACCUAUUAGAGGCCAGACACUGUGCUAAGAGCUUCACGUAUUCUAUUUCUGAUUCUCACAAGAUCCCUCUGAGGUACAUAAUAUUAUCUGCCUUUUCUAGAUGAGGAAUCCAAGGCUUAGAAUGUAGGUAACUUGGAUAGAGCCACAAAGCUGGCAGGUGGCAGAGCCUGGAUUCAGGUCCACCUAAGUCCUUUCUACUGUGCAAGGCUACAGAGCACUCUAAACGUUACCUUUAGUCAUGGCUGCCUCACAUCAGAACUUCCAGAAACAGACACUAAAAGAAUAGUAGGUGCUUUUUCUCCUGAAACACCUAUGAGGGUGGGCGAUAAUCUUUGGGUCAAGUCAGUUAAUUCUAUUAAUAUGUAUGGGAAACCAAGAGAGUGGGAAGCUGGAACAAUUGCUGGAGCUGGUGGUUCAGGAAAUGACGCUGGAUUGUAAGGUUCUAACCGCUAUGUGCAUUUUAUCAAUGGUUUGGGUCAGGGUGGAGACUUAGAAAUACUGGUUCUCCAUGCGGAUUCUCACAUUGUUCAACAUGAGGUAUUGAAGGUAGCUGUUAAAUUUGAAGUGUUACCAGAGAGAUGUAAUAAAUUCACUUAUUGUUGAUGAGCACUCAGAGUGGAAUAUUAAAGAAAACAUCCAAGAUUUGAUGGUGGAGAAAGCCAGGUGGGACCUCAGUGGAAGACAGAGGCACACAGUGGGAAUGUAAGGGUUCUGGAAAGAAAUAAGGGCAUUAAAUCUGAUUCAGAGAAAGGACUCAAGUUACUCUCUGGUUUAAUUUUUGGAGGCUAGCUGGGAAUUUUAUUGGUUUAUUUUUAUAUUCAGGAUCAUUCCCAGGGAUCUAUUUGAAAAUAAAGCUCUGGAACACAUCAUGAUAGAAAUUGAUCCAGACCAUCCAAAAGUAAGUCAUUUAGAAUUGCUAAUAUCUCCCAGGGCCAAAAUUUAAAUACAUUUUUAAAAGCUUAAAAUUUGCUCUUUUUUUGUAUCAGAGUUUAUAUUUUUUCAGGGAAGCAUAGUUGAUCAGUGAUGGAAUUAAUAAUUAGAUACCUCCUCUUCUGCUAAUUUCUUUUUUUAAUUAAUUUGUAUUGGAAUAUAGUUGAUUUAUAAUGUUACGUUAGUUUCUGCUGUACAGCAAAGUGAAUCAGUUAUACAUAUACAUAUAUCCACCCUUUCUGCCAAUUUCAUACUUGAUUGAUUAAUAACUUGCCUUUGCAACUUCCUUCUGUCCAAGAGGUGAUGAAAUUCAAGAGAUUUUUUUAAAGUAUAUUUUAUGGUAGUCAAAAAUAAUACAAUCCUGAGAUCUACAUAUUUGAACAUAUAUGUUUAAAUGUCACUUGAGUUUUUAGCCAAAUACCCAAGUGUGGUUUUUUUUCAACUAGUUCUAAGAUUCUUUGAUUUUUCUGAAGUAAAUAAGAUUUACUACAAGCUGAGUUCUCCUGAGUCCUAAGCCUGAGUCAGCUCUGACCUAAUUCUUGAUUAUUUGGGAAAGAUAUUUAACAUUAAACAGUUCAGAUUAUUCAUUUACUAACCAUCCCCUCCUCUGGAGUUUACGCCCUGGAUCAAUUAACGUCUGUUUCUGAGAAAUCUGAACAAGUCUCCUGCUCUAGCAAAUAGAAGCAAUUCAGUAAUGAGAAUCUACUUGCCUAAAUUCUGUGAGAUGUUGGGGCUUCUUUCUGCAGGAGGUGGAGUGUUGGUGAAUGAUGUAAUAUGUAUAUGAUGUAAUAUGUAUCAGUCAACAGUGUAACAAGGGAACUCCCAUAAGACCAUCAGCCGCCUUUUCAGCAGAAACUCUGCAUGCCAGAAGGGAGUGGCAUGAUAUUUUUAAAAUGAUAAAAGGAAAAAGAAUAAUCUACUCAAGGCUAUCAUUCAGAUUCAAAGAAAAGAUCAAGAGUUUUGUAGACAAGCAAAAGCUGAAAGAAACUGGGUUUACAAAAAAUGUUAAAGGGACUUCACUAAGUGGAAAAGAAAAGGCCACAACUAGAAAUAUGAAAAUUACAAAAGGAAAAAUAUCUCAUCGGUAAAGGCAAAUAUACAGUAAAGGUAGCACAUCAACCACUUAUAAAGCUAGUAGGAAGUUUAAAAGACAAAAGUAGUAAAAUCAUCUAUAUCAACAAUAAGUAGUUAAGAGAUGCACGAAACAAAAGAUGUAAACUAUGAUGUCAAAAACAAACUUGGGGGGAGUAAAAAUGCAGGGUUGUUAAAAUGCAUUCAAACUUAAGAGAUUAGGAACUUAAAAUAAUCAAAUAUGUAUAAAGAUUGCUGUAUAUACACCUCAUGGUAACCACAAACCAAAAAUUUAUAAUAGAUACACACACACAAAAAGAGAAAAAAAUCCAAACAAAACACUAAAGAUAGUCACCAAAUCACAAGGAAAGAGAGCAAAAGAAGAAAAAUGUAACAAAUUGGUUUAAGAUGGCAGACUAAGCACAUGUUUCAGUUUUCCUCUCCUACCCAAAUUACAAGAAAUAAAUGAUUUUUAAUCUACAAUAUCCUUGGAAAACAAAAAAGAAUGGUCUUGGUGGAUCAGAAAUUAAUAGUUCCUAAAAAUCCAAAGGCAGACAUGACCAGAUUGAAUGAGGAACAUGCAUAAGAUGGCUGCUGUAAAAGAUGGAGCAGCAUGAUAUCUUUAUGAAGGGUAUGUCCCAGAAAUUAAAAGAUAUAAUAAUAUUAACACCAUUCUCAUUAAAAAUAUGAGAAAAGGACUCAAGAACAAGACAAAAUGGCUGCAUAUCCUUGCUACAGAAAAAAAAAGAAGUAAAAGAUAUAAGAAUAGAAAUGAAUGGAAAUAAAACUGUUAAUAUUUCCAGAUGACAUGAUAGUCUACCUAGAAAACCUAAAAGAUUCAACCAACAAACUAUUAAAACCAAGAAGAUAGUUUAAUAUGUGAUCAGGUAAAAUAACAUCAUAUAUAAAACUACUGCUUUCUUCAGCACCAGCAAUAACCAAUUAGAAUUAUUCCAUUUUGUAUUUUUUCUUUUUCAAUUAAAAAAAUAUUACAGAUAACAGUUGAAACCCCUUGUGAACCUCUUCCCCAUUUCAUUCAACUCUCUCCACCUCAGAGGUAACCACUAUCUUGCAUUUGGGGUUUUUGAUUCCCAUGCAUGCUUUUUAUAUUUUACUGUGUGUGUGU
Balaenoptera acutorostrata (minke whale) is the source of this 6186-nucleotide messenger RNA. It is a transcript of the gene LRRC17, whose product is annotated as leucine rich repeat containing 17. Gene Ontology annotation, molecular function: protein binding. NCBI's taxonomy places the organism in Eukaryota, Metazoa, Chordata, Mammalia, Artiodactyla, Balaenopteridae. The record is from RefSeq and is a predicted model, not a curated record. Bases 345 to 1667 code for a protein of 440 amino acids. The transcript has 4 exons.